GGGCCGCAGGGGGCGCUGCCGCUCCGCGCGCCGCCGCCGCGGGCCCGGCCAUGGCGGAGCUCCGCGGUGCCCGGGCGGCCUUGGGCGGCCCCGCGCCGCUGCCGCAGACGGGCUGGGAGCGGCUCCGCGAGCUCUGGCGGCGAGACGAGCAGCAGCAGUUCCCGGAGGAGACGGUGAACAUGGCCAAGGCGGCGUUCACGGCGGGCGUGGUGGGCUGGCUGUACGGGGGGCUGCCCGCCUUCGUCAGCGCCCGCAAGGCCUUCAUCGAGAGCAGCCACGGCGAGAUGUUCCAGAACCGCGCCGAUGCCGUGCAAUCUGCACACCGCGCUGGUCUCCGCAGCUUCAUCCGCUACGGCUGGCGCUGGAGCUGGAGGGUCGCGGCUUUCGCCACCAUCUUCAACGUGGUGAGCACGGGCCUGUCUGCAUACCGCGAUAAAACCACCAUCAGUAAUUUUGCUGCAGCAGGAGCCUUCACAGGAGCCCUGUUCAGGAUGCACUUGGGCCUGCAGGGCCUGGUGGGUGGCAUUGUGUUUGGAACGGCGUUUGGGGUUCCUGCAGGAGGCCUCCUCAUGGCCAUGUACGGCUUGGCUGGUGAGACCUUGCAGGAGAAGAGGAGCCGUGAGCGCAGGGAGCUGUACGAGCAGAAGCUGGCAGAGUGGCAAUCCAGGCUCAGUAUGACUGAAAUCUUAGGCCAAACAGAAAGCAAUGCCCAGGGAAGACCAGAGAUGGAGAGAGCAAGAGAAUUGAAGAGCUACUGAGUCUUCCCCAGAUUUCAGUUGUAAGAAGUUACGUAGAAUUUUGAUCCAGCUUGUAAAAGCCUUCAGUUGAGGAAUCAUGGAAGUUGUCUGUGAAUGCAGUGAAAAUGUGUUUUGCUGAAAACAUUGUUCAGGGGUGGAUAUCACUGCACAAAGAGCUUGGAAGGGCCAAACCUGUUCCACCUGAGAAGAUGGAAAUGCAGACUUUACAGACCAGGAAGUAUCAUGUAGCUUUGGGAAGAAGUGAGGGUUCCAGAGCCUCAUCUAGAACCCAUUUCACUGCUGAAAAUGUCCAAACCACCAAUGAUGUAGAAAUACUCAAGGUAAAGGAGCCUAUCAAUGGUUUGUGUGCUAAAGGUGCCCUGAAUCCAAAAGUUCAUUAUGCCCUGGUGAAAGCUGCUCUUCAGACAGUGCCUGAGGAACUUGCUGAUGGUGGUUUCUUACUUGGCUCCUACAGUACUUGGGGUAUUUUGCAGUCAGUGUGGAAGAAGGGUGGAGGAGCUGGGAAUUACAUAGAAAUACCCUGAAAAAGGCAUGUUUUGGGUUCUUCAGUAGAGGCCUGAGGGUGCCACAGAAAACAUGACUUAUUUUUGGUGGUGACAGUGGAAGCCUUGGUGCUGUGGACAGUUUUAACAAUAAGAAGGCCUGUAAUUCCCUUUGCAAGUUGGAUAUCAGGGGAUGACCUCUGGCGGAAAUGUAGUUCAAGACACUCAAUAAAGCCAUCCAGCAGUG
Taeniopygia guttata (zebra finch) is the source of this 1487-nucleotide messenger RNA. It is a transcript of the gene TIMMDC1, whose product is annotated as translocase of inner mitochondrial membrane domain containing 1. NCBI's taxonomy places the organism in Eukaryota, Metazoa, Chordata, Aves, Passeriformes, Estrildidae. Gene Ontology annotation, cellular component: mitochondrion. The record is from RefSeq and is a predicted model, not a curated record. Gene Ontology annotation, biological process: mitochondrial respiratory chain complex I assembly.